AUGAGCAUGUGCAUGUGCAUCACCAUGCCCAUGCUCAUGCCCGUGACCAUGCCCAUGCCCAUGCCCAUGCCCAUGCCCAUGCCCAUGCCCAUGCCCGUGUCCGUGUCCGUGCCCAUGCCCAUGCCCAUGCCCAUGCCCAUGCCCAUGCCCGUGCCCAUGCCCAUGCCCAUGCUCAUGCCCAUGCCCAUGCCCAUGCCCAUGCCCAUGGCCAAGCCUGUUCCCAAGCCUGUUCCCAAGCCUCAGCACUCCUCUGUCUGCUAA
Messenger RNA from Closterium sp. Yama58-4, 261 nucleotides. The record is from the annotation of a GenBank genome assembly. Lineage: Eukaryota; Viridiplantae; Streptophyta; Zygnematophyceae; Desmidiales; Closteriaceae.